UAUUGAAUUGGUUGGAGUCGAUUUUUAUGCCAGGCAGAGCGCAACUAUGUACCCGAGCCGUUUAUCGAUUAUUUCGGCCAGUUUAUUGCUGAUGCUGCUACUUGGCGUCGUGAAGCGCUGCGAGGGCAUUGUCGGUGGAAUACAAGCGGCGCCACCGCCGGUCGAUGAUCCGGUGGUUUUUGUGCGAUACGUGGGAAAAUCCGCCCGCCUCGAAGGAACUCGUAAUAGGCAGACUGGUUUGUACUCGUUUCGGGGAAUACGCUAUGCGGAUGCUCCCGUCGGGGAAUACCGUUUCCAGCGGCCACGUUUCAAGCGAUUAAGCGGUGACAUAGAUGCAAUUAAUAAUGGUCCUCCCUGCCCUCAACCGGAGCCAAACAAUCCUUACAGAGUGGUCGGAAAUGAAGAUUGCUUGUUACUGAACAUCUUUUCUCCUCAAAUGCCUGAUGAAUCUACCGGUUUGCCGGUGGUCGUGUGGAUACAUGGUGGGGGCUACCGCUAUGGAUCGGCGGCACAGUACGGAGCAGAGCCAUUAACGCAGAACGGGGUAAUAUUUAUUCCAAUUCAGUACCGUUUAGGAUCAUUUGGCAUCAUCGGCGAUGGGAGUAGAGAUUUUUCUGGAAAUCUCGCUUUGCUCGAUAUGGCAACAGCGGUCCGUUGGGUGAAAGAUUAUAUUUCAUGGUUCGGAGGAGACCCCAAUCAAAUUAAACUGAUUGGACAUGGUUCCGGAGCCAGAGCAGCAAUGAUUUUAUCGUCAGCCACAAUGGCUCGCAGUUCAAUCACUGGUGUUGUUGCGAUGUCAGGUUCGUCAUUGCAGCCAGACUCUUACGAUUCAGAACCGAAGGUAUCUUUGAAUCAAAUUGUUUCAGCUCAUGGUUGUUCGGCUGGCAAUGAAACCGAGAUUGUGCAGUGUAUGCGGGAGAAGUCAAUCGACGACAUUAUCAAGGUUGAUAGCGAGCUGCAAGUUAGUCGUUUAAGCAAUGAAAAAGCUGUAAAAGCAUUAAGUGGAAAUGUCGGAGUUAGUCCAGUUGUGGAACAACAUGAUGAUGGUCGCGGGUUGACGGGUAUACUAACGGAAGAACCAUCAGUUACGCUUAAAAGUGGAAACGCGCCCAAUAUUCCUUUGCUAAUAGGAGUGACCAAGGACGAGACUGCUAAUGCAAUUGAUGUCAAGGAAAUUGAAAAUUCAUUCGCGUCCACCACAAAUUUUCUAAUGAGUGCCAGUAAAUCGGUUGGAUUGGAAGAUUUCCUGAAUCCGAAUAAAUCUGUUGCAUUAUUGGAUUCUUUAGGUAGUGUAUUGGAUUUGUCGAAGUAUUUACAAGUACCAAAAUCAUGGAAUGUAACGAAAGUUUUCGACAAGCUCGUGGAAACUACUACUGAUGCUGUAUUUAACUUACCAGCCGUAGUUACCGCACAAUCUUGGAACAAAUUAUCUAAGGCAUAUUUUUAUAGUUUUGAGCAUCGAUCGGAUAAUACGAAUGGAGUUGAUUUUCUCUCCGGACUGCCAAUUGUUUCGAAAAAAAGUUCGACUGUACGGAAAGAUGCUGUAGGGCAUGGAGACGAAUUGGGUAUACUGUUUGAAACACAUGACAUAUUUGGAAAUUUUAUUGAAAAAUCGGCAGUAAAAUCCAAACGAGACAUCAACGCACGGCAAGCUUUCGCCACAUUCGUUGCGAAGUUUGUGCAUAUGAACUCUAGCAACCAGAGGGAGGACAGUUUAUUCAAGGCCUUCACUAGCAAAGGUACUCCAUACGUAAAAAUAGGUGAGGAACUUUCCCUAGAGAAUGAUUUCAGAAUCUGUCAGUUAUCGAUUUGGGGAGCAAAUCUACAGGCACUGCAAGCAACAUCUUGUAAAUUCUUAGCCGAUGGGUUAGAGGAUCUUGGAAAAGUUGUGAGUGGAAUUGCUGGGAUAUUACCAGGACCGAAAAUUCCGAUACAACAACCUGCCAAAGUUUUCGGUUUGUUUUAAUCUAUAUGAACACACUUUUUUGUCUAUAUUCAACACAAUGUAUGAUACAUACCAAUACAACGGUUGUAACGAAAAAUAUUAGAGUGAUUCUAUUAAGCAAAUAUGUAAUUCUGUAUAUAAACUGAAUUC
Sabethes cyaneus is the source of this 2095-nucleotide messenger RNA. Its product is annotated as carboxylesterase 5A. Bases 47 to 1966 code for a protein of 639 amino acids. NCBI's taxonomy places the organism in Eukaryota, Metazoa, Arthropoda, Insecta, Diptera, Culicidae. Gene Ontology annotation, cellular component: postsynaptic membrane; synapse; cell surface. Gene Ontology annotation, biological process: neuron cell-cell adhesion; presynaptic membrane assembly; postsynaptic membrane assembly. The transcript is spliced from 2 exons. Gene Ontology annotation, molecular function: signaling receptor activity; neurexin family protein binding. The record is from RefSeq and is a predicted model, not a curated record.